Molecule: messenger RNA, 2813 nt
Organism: Durusdinium trenchii
Lineage: Eukaryota; Dinophyceae; Suessiales; Symbiodiniaceae
Source: the annotation of a GenBank genome assembly
AUACGACCAGCGACACACAAAGCCGCAGACGUGUCCAUGGCUUUGGAUCGCGUUCUGUGGAGAUGGAGCCUGGUGUGGAUCUCUUUGCUGCCGGAGAUAGGUGGAAAUGGAAAUCCAUACUGUUGGUCAGGCAGCUUCACAUACGAGCUUUGCUGUGAUCCGAUGAAGGGUCCUCAGGGCGAAGCAGAAUGCUGGGAUGCCUGGUGUAUCGCGACCAUCAACAGGUGUUGUGUCUUUUUCGGUGUGUCCUUUUUCUCCGAACGGGUUCGGUUCCAAUCCCCCUUUUUUUGCUCCUUAUACUCUGUGCCAAAUGAAUGAUUCGAGCUGUGGAGCUGUGGGUCCCAACCAAGUGGAGCUUGGUGAAAACAAACCUGCACGCGCACCGCACCCGCCACCCGCCACCCGCUUGUCCCGCCACACAACUUGUCCCUUUUCGUCUGACGAAGUCCAAGGAUGAGACCUUCACCUAUGCCUUUUGCUGCAAUGAGACCGUCACCAACCACGGCACAGAGUCCGCAGAGUCCAUGGAGCCCACGGAGCCCAAAACGGGCGUGGGCAAAUAUGUGCGGUUCCACCAGAAUCAUGGCUUCCACUUGGAGAGUGCGGUGAUUACCGAGCGCCAGGAGAGUUUGAAGAAGGGCAUCUCUUCAUGCCAAGCUCGCUGGGGAUGGGAUUUGAAUAUCCAGUGGGGCCCGCCCAUUGGUGUGUAUGCCGAGUUUUCUGGUGUGCCCUUAAGGCACCUGGGACAUGGUUGGGAUGGUCAACAACAUGGCGAUUUCCCUGGCUGCAUUGCCUUCAAUGGACGAUUCUUCUUGGUUCAACUGGGCUUUGAAACCCAGAGCUGGGAAGGAGAGGUCUCCACUCAUCGUCUUCACUUUGGCUUCUGCGCGCCUUCGAUCUGCUCGGUGAAGGAAGUGGUCGAUGAGCUGGCGCCCCGCUAUGCGUUGCAGGUGGCCAACGCACGGCGGCUCAUGAUGAGAAUCCGCUCAGUCGAUGCUUGGGAGUGGCCACACUUCCUGGAUGCGGUCUAUGCAGAUGCAGAUGCCACACUUGCAGAGCGGAUGCAAGAAGUGUCUCUUCAAAUUAAAGUUUGCUGCAUUGCCAUCAUCUCCUUCCUUUCUCUUGGAACCAUGGCUGAUCACUUUUGCUUCGACCAAGUACCUCGACCAGCGCAGAAAAGUUGCUUUGCACAUUGGGCACAGUCCUUUUCCUUGAAGCGCUCCUGGGCCGAGUUAUGGCAGCCGAAGGCCGCAGGUUUAGGCGUGGACCUCUUGCGAACGUUGGCCACUCUCUUUCUCCUUUGCCUUCACCUGGAGCUAUCGCAAAUUGCCCAACGAACGGAGAAACUGGUUCCUUCCAAUCUGCGGAUCUCCUUUUACUUUCGCGCUGUGCUGGUGAUGACGGUGCUCACCUUGCACUUCGCACUGGAAAGUGGCAGCACGGGCUUGAAGGAGAAGAGCUUCUGGGAAAUCUCACAGAAGUGUAAUCUGAAACUGGCUCGGAAGUUUCUGCGGCAGUGGCCUUUGAUCAUCCUCUCCGUCUGGUGGGACCGCGUUGGGAGCCGAUUUGCCUUCCAGAGCAAGCCACUGUCGUAUUUGGAUGGAACCCAGAGCCAGGUAGAAGGAUCGGUCUUGCAGUGGAACACCCAGCAGGACAUCUACGGAUGCCGACGAUCUUUUUGGACGUGCGCCUUGCGGUUUCACACCAUCAACUGGCAAGUGAGGGACGCCACGGAACGCAUUCUGGCCUGUUUUGGCUUUCUGCUCCUCCAGGCGAUGGGCUUGAAUUACGCCGGUGUCCUGGAGCUUCUUCUUUGUGUCUUUGGGCUGGCGUACUUUUAUAUCGACUACUUUCACGAGCAGAUGCGCUGGGACUUCACGGAGCAGCACUACAUGUUGGCCAAGAGAUUGGAGAAUCCCGCGUUCUUAGGACUCUUCCUCUUCUUCCGAAGGCUCGUUCAUCUCAUCCCCAAGCGUUUCUUGACGCAACGCGUGGGUUGGCUGGCAGCUGGAUUGGGCUGGCUCUGGUCGAGCUGGAUCAAUCGCAAUGAUUAUGCACUUUGGUGUCAGGAGCGAAAUGUGAAGGAUGCGGUGGGCGACUUGCCGUUUGUGCUGGGCCUUUGCGUUCUCUUGAGGGCGGAUACAUUGGAGCUCUUAGACCUGGAUGCGCCUCAAAACAGGCGUCACAUGACGGGAAGCUUCACGUGCAGUAUGAUCAGCUUGAUUUCUCGCUUGAGCUUCUGCAUCUUAGCGGUUGAAGCACCACUACAAACCUUUCUGGUGGAAGGCUACUCUCAAAGAGGUCAGAUUCUCAUGCGUGGGGACCGCGUGGAUCCUUUCUACGAGCAACUCUUGCUGGGUCCAGGGCUGAUUUUGGCGCAUGCGCUUUGCGCCUUGGUGCUCUUUGUCGCAGUGCAACGGCCCAUCGAGGCCUUGAUGGCACCCAUCUUUGCCAAAGAUCAGUCUCACUGGCCCGUCCGCUGGGCCAAUCUGGGCUACCUGACGCUGGCACGACUGGUCCCCCCAGGCGGGUUGAGCUGCUCCUACCCCUUCGUGAGCUGUUCGCAGCCGGGGGAUCAGGCCCACCGCUGCUUCGGAGAGGCAAAGGACUUCAUCGUCUCCGUACCCUUGUUAGGCUCACUGCCACAGCAGUUGGCCCAAGGCAUCUUAGAUCGCUUCCUGCUGGAAGCCCUGGGCACUCUCGGGGACCCGGUGCGGGGACCCGGUUGCCACGGUUGGCCAAGAACAACAGCUUGGAAUCGGGCAAAAGACAGGAAGGCAGAAGAUGAGAAGAUGGCAGAAAUAGCUAUAUAA